UAACUGUAGUGGGACACACAGGCCAUUCUGUCUGGUGUCCUGCAAUAAACUUCUGCCAGUAGAACCGAGGGAGCGCGGUAAGCAGCACGUUAUCAGACAGAGAGGAGCUCAUUUCUACAGGUCCUCUCCACCAGAGAGACCCCUGUGGCCCCCAGGGGCCAUGGGCUAUGAUUGACCCUGGACCUUCUCAUUAAUAAACACAGACCCACAAUGAAUGUGUUUUCUAAUACCAUUUUGCAUUGUUUCCUCCCUCAAGGAUAUGGUAGCAUGAGGAUGGACUUUAAAUACUUGAAGGAGUACCUGGGCUGGCUGUACUACCAGUACCUGCUCAUCACAGGCAUAUAUGUGCUUGAGCCCUGGGAGCAGUCCAUCUUCAACUCUGUCUUCUUCUCCUCCGUGGCCAUGGUCAUCUACACCUCCUACGCCUUCUUGCCUGUACAUGUGCGCCUGGCACUCAAGUUCUUCUCCGGGAUCUGCGGGGAACAGCCAGAGAGCACCAUGGCACUCAUAAACUAAGCAGUGGAUGGAUGGCAGGAAGGAGAUUGGGAAUGAGAAGGGAGGACUCCCUACCUAAGAUCUUGACAUUUGACCUUGACCUCACUUAACUCGAUGACCGUCUGACUUCUGUUCUCUCACCACCCUUUCACCAUACAGUUACCCACUACUCCCACAAUCCACAAUACUCUACUAUCUACUCAGCAAAGGAAGGCUGAGUUUAGGAUGAUUCUGUGAAAUAUUCUAGGAGAAUACCUCCCUUUACCCCCCCCCCCCUCUUACCCCUGGUAUUAUACAAUACAUCAUUGUAUGCUACUUUCACACCUUUGCUGUGAAACGCCUUGCUUUUUUCCAGAAAUAUGAAAUGUGGUUUGUUCUUUUUUAAUUCUUCUCACUCUGGAAUAGUGUGAGUGCAUAUCACAUCUCUGUGUUUUACAUUUGCCUGCAGGUAAUGCCACUUAUCUCUGACUGUUGACAGCUGUCUGAUAUAGGGUGAGACAUUACUGAUCACAAUACAUUUACAUGCACUUAAACCCACUGGACAAUGCUAAUGAUGACCAUUGACUGCACUCCAAUUACUGAGUCAUAAAGCAAAUCUUUCCCUAGACCAGUCUCCUGCUAUACAAUUUAUUCAGAGACAUUGAGACCAGGCAAAUAUUACAAGGUUUUAAAAUGUUCCUCCCAACCCUAAAUAUGUCUGAUGAUUUGUCAAUGCAUACAUUGAUCAAACUGAACAAUCAUAUCCUUAUGUGCACAGCCCUGUCCCCCAUCUGCAGUGUUUUUACUGUUGCUAUGCUUGGCAAGAGGAAAUGUUAGCUCUCUGGUUCAGGCUUUGCUUUGUCAUUGACUUAAGGACUUUCUGAUUUUGUCUGUAUAUGAUUUGUAACUAGAUGUAUAUUGAUAUUUAUAUGCACUGGUAAAGCUUGGCUAGUUACAAUGUAAAUGAGGAAAACAGUUUGUUUUCUCUUGUGCAUUCAGGAAGUAUUCAGACCCCUAAACUUUUUCCACAUUUUGUUACUUUACUUUAAUACCCCAUAAUGACAAAGCAAAAACAGGUUUUUAAGAAAAAUCGUAGCAAAUCUCUUAAAUAUAAAAAACAGAAAUACCUGAUUUACAUAGGUAUUCAGGCCCUUUGCUAUGAGACUUGAAAAGGAGCUCAGGUGCAUCCUGUUUCCAUUGAUCAUCCUUGAGAUGUUUCUAUAACUUGAUUGG
Messenger RNA from Oncorhynchus gorbuscha (pink salmon), 1707 nucleotides. RefSeq names its product serine palmitoyltransferase small subunit B-like. Bases 211 to 516 code for a protein of 101 amino acids. Gene Ontology annotation, biological process: ceramide biosynthetic process; endoplasmic reticulum organization. The transcript has 3 exons. NCBI's taxonomy places the organism in Eukaryota, Metazoa, Chordata, Actinopteri, Salmoniformes, Salmonidae. Gene Ontology annotation, cellular component: serine palmitoyltransferase complex. The record is from RefSeq and is a predicted model, not a curated record. Gene Ontology annotation, molecular function: serine C-palmitoyltransferase activity.